GUCAUAUUUUAUACUUUUGAUGGAAUUGCAAUAAUUCGAAUAUAUAGAUAGACACUAAUAUAAUACAUAUACGUGGAUAAUAGGGUACAUUUGACUAUCCUAUCAAAGUUCAUUUAACGACAUUUUUGACUUUAGGCCCCGUUGAUUUGCUUCAUUUUAGAUUUUGUCAUCAGUACCAGGUGCCCUCCCUAGGUGUAUCUGUCUGUUUCAACAUCCCAACAUCCCACCAUCCCACCAUGGCAUCACACUCGCAUGACGGCGGCUCAACGAACCAUUCUCACGACCAUGGCCUCUCCAUCGCCGAGCACGGCCACUCCCACGAAAUCCUCGACGGCCCCGGUAGCUUCCUCGGCCGCGAGAUGCCUAUUAUAGAGGGCCGUGACUGGAACGAGCGGGCCUUUACCGUAGGAAUUGGAGGACCCGUCGGCUCCGGCAAGACCGCCCUGAUGCUCGCGCUGUGCCUUGCCCUGCGCUCGCAGUACUCGAUCGCGGCCGUGACGAACGACAUCUUCACGCGCGAGGACGCUGAGUUCCUGACGCGCCACCGCGCCCUCCCCGCCCCGCGCAUCCGCGCCAUCGAGACCGGAGGCUGCCCCCACGCCGCCGUGCGCGAGGACAUCUCCGCCAACCUCGCCGCCCUCGAGGACCUGCACCGCGCCUUCGCCGCCGACCUCCUCCUCAUCGAGUCCGGCGGCGACAACCUCGCCGCCAACUACAGCCGCGAGCUCGCCGACUACAUCGUCUACGUCAUCGACGUCAGCGGCGGCGACAAGAUCCCCCGCAAGGGCGGCCCCGGGAUAACCCAGAGCGACUUGCUCGUCGUCAACAAGACCGACCUCGCUGAGGCCGUGGGCGCCGACUUGGCUGUCAUGGAGCGCGACGCGAGGCAGAUGCGGGAUGGGGGCCCGACGGUGUUCGCUCAGGUGAAGAAGGGGGUAGCCGUCGACCACAUCGUGAACCUCAUUAUCAGCGCCUGGAAGGCCAGCGGGGCAGAGGAGGCGUGCAAGGCGAGGGGAGGGCCGAAGCCUACGGAGGGGAUAGAAACGUUGGUCUAAGUGCUUUCCUUUAUAUAUACCUACCUAUAUAUAACAUAUCACGUACGUAAAAUUUUAGGUAAUGAGUACACCAGUAGAUGGGAAAACCUACCAAUAGGCAGGGACGUGGAGUAUGUAGGUAACCUAGUCAAACCAAGGAAAGAAAAAAAAAUACCAUUGAAGCCAAGCAAAAUCAUUUUUU
This is a messenger RNA of Hypoxylon fragiforme, 1236 nucleotides long. Its product is annotated as urease accessory protein UreG. Lineage: Eukaryota; Fungi; Ascomycota; Sordariomycetes; Xylariales; Hypoxylaceae. The coding region runs from base 237 to 1055 and encodes 272 amino acids. The record is from RefSeq and is a predicted model, not a curated record. Gene Ontology annotation, molecular function: GTPase activity; nickel cation binding. The transcript has 2 exons.